Messenger RNA from Apodemus sylvaticus (European woodmouse), 1428 nucleotides. It is a transcript of the gene Fezf1, whose product is annotated as FEZ family zinc finger 1. The coding region runs from base 1 to 1428 and encodes 475 amino acids. Lineage: Eukaryota; Metazoa; Chordata; Mammalia; Rodentia; Muridae. The record is from RefSeq and is a predicted model, not a curated record. Gene Ontology annotation, cellular component: nucleus. The transcript is spliced from 4 exons.
AUGGACAGUAGCUGCCUCAACGCGACCGCCAAAAUGCUAGCGACUGCUCCAGCUCGGGGAAACGUGAUGAGCACAUCCAAACCCUUGGCUUUCUCCAUCGAACGAAUCAUGGCGCGCACCCCUGAGCCUAAGGCCCUGCCGGUCCCCCACUUCCUGCAGGGAGCCGUGCCCAAAGGAGACCCCAAGCAUUCUCUGCAUCUCAACUCGUCGAUCCCCUGCAUGAUCCCUUUCGUUCCCGUGGCGUACGACACGAACUCUAAAGCGGGGGUGAAUGGCUCAGAGCCCCGCAAGGCCGGCUUGGAGGUUCCCGCGCCGCCCGCCGUGGCGCCCUCGGCGCCGGCGUUCAGCUGCAGCGACCUGCUCAACUGUGCGCUAAGUCUCAAGGGCGACCUGGCCCGCGACGCGCUGCCACUGCCGCAGUACAAGCUGGUAAGGCCGCGUGUGGUCAACCACUCUUCGUUUCACGCCAUGGGCGCCCUGUGCUACCUGAACCGAGGUGACGGCCCGUGCCACCCGGCUGCGGGCGUGAACAUCCACCCGGUGGCCUCUUACUUUCUCAGUUCCCCUUUGCACCCACAGCCCAAAACAUAUUUAGCCGAAAGGAAUAAACUGGUUGUCCCGGCGGUGGAGAAGCUCCCUUCGGGAGUAGCUUUCAAAGACCUGUCCCAGGCUCAGCUGCAGCAUUACAUGAAAGAAAGCGCCCAACUUUUGUCGGAAAAAAUCGCUUUCAAAACCUCGGAUUUCAGCCGCGGCUCUCCUAAUGCCAAACCCAAAGUUUUCACUUGUGAAGUCUGCGGAAAGGUCUUUAAUGCGCACUAUAACUUAACUCGUCACAUGCCGGUGCACACAGGAGCCAGACCCUUCGUGUGCAAAGUGUGUGGGAAAGGUUUCCGGCAAGCUAGUACCCUUUGCCGGCAUAAGAUCAUCCACACACAGGAAAAACCUCACAAAUGCAACCAGUGCGGUAAAGCGUUUAAUAGAAGUUCCACGUUAAACACACAUACCCGAAUUCACGCGGGCUACAAACCAUUCGUGUGCGAAUUCUGUGGCAAAGGAUUCCAUCAAAAAGGGAAUUACAAAAAUCACAAGUUGACCCACAGCGGGGAGAAGCAGUUCAAGUGCAAUAUCUGCAACAAGGCUUUCCACCAGGUGUACAACCUCACCUUCCACAUGCACACUCACAACGACAAGAAGCCUUUCACCUGCCCCACGUGUGGCAAAGGCUUUUGUAGGAACUUUGACCUCAAGAAGCACGUCCGCAAGCUACACGACAGCAGCCUGGGGCUGACCCGCACUCCCACUGGGGAUCCCGGCAGCGACCCGCCGCCUCAGCUGCAACAGCCGCCGCCUGCGCCUCUGCCGCCACUGCAGCCUACAUUGGCGCCUCCCGGGCCUCUGCCAUCUGGGCUUCACCAAGGCCAUCAGUGA